Molecule: messenger RNA, 817 nt
Organism: Bactrocera neohumeralis
Lineage: Eukaryota; Metazoa; Arthropoda; Insecta; Diptera; Tephritidae
Product: agrin-like
Exons: 1
Coding region: 270-488 (72 amino acids)
Molecular function (GO): protein binding
Source: RefSeq, a predicted model, not a curated record
AUAAACAAACAGCUGCGCGCUUACGUGAAACGUCAAAAGAAAACAAAAAAAUCGCCUUUGGUGGAGAGCACCUCAUUUACUCAUCGCGGUGGUUUCCUCGCCGCCUCAUUUGCUUUCAAUCGCUUUUAGUUGGACCGCUUGACGGCGCUACACUUCAGUUUCGUUUUAAAGCGCAAGCCGAUCGUUUGCUUUCAAUUUGCGAGUGAGUGGGUGAAAAGUAAAAGUUUUAAUUGGAAUACACGACAGUAAAUAAUACACAUAUAAUCACAAUGAAGUCCUUUUCGCUGUUCGCCGUGCUGUUGCUGGUCCUGGCUGCAUUCGCCACGCUGACUCAGGCCUCAUUCUGUCCUUGCGAUCUCACGCAGAAAGGACAAAUAUGCGGCUCCAACGGCAUUACGUACAAAAAUCGUUGCGAGUUCGAGUGCACGCAAAAAGACUACAAAAAGCUGGGCCGCACGUUGAACAUUGCCAAGACGGGUCCCUGCUAGGCGCCACUUAAUUCGGGGUUGGCGAGAGGUGUGGCAUAUUGAAAGGCAGUUGGUUACAGGUGGAAUUGGCAGCUGACAGCAGCGUUGGGUGGGAGUGCGGUUUGGUGUGAGGUGGCAGGAAGUCUACAGGAAGCAUUGGUGUUUUCACGGGAAAUUAAGUGAAAGAAAGGUGUGCGCAACGUAUUACAUACAUACAAACGUUAUACUGUUCACCAGUGAAGUGGUGCAAACAUAUAUGCACAUGUAGUUUUAGUUAUCUUGAGAUUUCGAGCACUUUUCGUGUUUACAUUAUCAAUUAUAAAUGAGCUAAUAAAUAAUUACCAAACCAA